UGAAUUAUAGAAGAAAGAUUCGAAUCGCGUCGCGCUAAAAUUUUGAGUAAAGGCGCUAGAAAUGCGAAACGAAUGACUUUUAAAUAACAAAAUAUAACCGUAUAAUAAGGAAUGUAGGUUCAUCUUCGAAAUUCAUAUGAGAUCAAUCAUCAAAAUUUUCUUAAAAUCCGCGCUGUAUUUGAAAUUUACGUUAGUGCGUAUAAUAUCACAUCAAAUUUUGGUAGUCCCCGAAAUACCGGAAACGUCCUUUGGUUCGUUUGCCGCCAAAGCAAGCUGUGUGUUGUGAUGAAAUUGUUUAUCCUUUGAUUCAAGAUUCUUCAUUUUAUAAAAGAUUAAGUGAGAGAUUUGAUAUAAAGAAAACGAUCUGAUAAACUGUUUUUCAGAAUUGUUGCCGUCAAAUUCUUGUCUUACAGUAAAAUUAUCGGUUAAACAAAGAAGACGAUGGCCAAAGUUCAGCUAGCAAAUGUAGCUGUUCUCGAUAAUCCUUCACCGUUUCUAAAUCCAUUUCAGUUCGAAGUUACUUUUGAAUGUAUCGAAGAACUGAAAGAAGAUUUAGAAUGGAAGAUGAUCUAUGUCGGCAGUGCCGAAUCCGAAGAAUUCGAUCAAGUUUUAGAUACAAUUUAUGUUGGUCCAAUUCCUGAAGGGAGGCAUAUGUUUGUAUUUCAAGCUGAUCCUCCAGACGUCAGUAGAAUUCCAGUUAAUGAUGCAUUAGGUGUUACAGUUGUUUUACUGACUUGUUCAUACAGAGGACAUGAGUUUGUACGUGUUGGCUACUUUAUAAAUAAUGAAUACACAGAUGCAGAACUUAGAGAAAAUCCACCGCCACAGCCUCAGUUUGAUAAGGUGCAACGAAAUAUCUUAGGAGAUAAACCACGUGUCACUAGAUUUAAAAUAAAUUGGGAUGAUAGUGCUAGUUCAACAACAAACAAUGUACCAGAAGGCAUGGAUCCACAGAGCCUGGAAGAAACAUCACAAGAUGCCCCCACAUCAACCUUGGGUUUUACAGAAAGCACACACAACAGUAUGGAAGUAAUGUAAAUGUCAAUUUACUGCCAAUGAUGAAUAAGCUAGCACAGACCAUAAUAUGAAGAAUGAAGUAGUGCCUGGAAUAAAGAGUCAAAUGGUUCAUAUAUUUGGAUACCUCAAAGAAAGAAAAAACUUAUGGAAAAUAAUAAAUUUCCGACAGUGUAUGUUAAUUGGUUUUUUUUUUUUGUUGAAAUAAGCUUAUAGGUUAUAAUAAUGUUGAAAAAUAGAUAAUGUGAUAAUUUAAACUUUAUUUGGGAAUAAUUUUGUUUAUUACUGAUUGUGAGUACUGAUGCAUUAUUAUUUGCAUUGAAACUCAACUAAGAAUUAUUAAUUACAUAUCAUUUGAAACAACAAAAAUGUGAAUUAAAGAAAACUAAAUAUGCUGAAAAAUGUUUUAAAAUCAAAGCAUAAAACAACAAUAUGUAAUAAUACGUCUUAAAUGAAUAAUUCUGGACUCUGGACACUAACAAAAAAAAAAGGAGAGCUGUUUAUAUUCUAAAACUGAUAUUCUAAAAAUGUUCAAAGCUUUGUGUUUAGUAUUUUAAGUAUUAUAAUAUGGCUUAUUAUUGUAUCGUAAAUCGAUAGAAAUAAGGCUGUUCCCAUUUCAUCAGUGUAUGUACAUAUAUACUAAAAUGAGAAAUACAUAUUAUGUUUUUUACUUCAUUAAA
Molecule: messenger RNA, 1694 nt
Organism: Osmia bicornis bicornis
Lineage: Eukaryota; Metazoa; Arthropoda; Insecta; Hymenoptera; Megachilidae
Gene: asf1
Product: histone chaperone asf1
Exons: 3
Coding region: 442-1038 (198 amino acids)
Biological process (GO): DNA replication-dependent chromatin assembly
Cellular component (GO): nucleus
Molecular function (GO): histone binding
Source: RefSeq, a predicted model, not a curated record